GGUCUCGCUGAUAAAAGGCUGCCAGUGGGUCGCAGGAUGUCGUAUCAGCUUCCCAUGGCCUUCCUGACCCAGCUCCGCAUUUCUGACUUCCUUAUACUCGGCACCGGUGUUUGGGUCGCCACGAAGAUUGUCAAGCAACUCACCAGAACAAGAGGGACCCGCUUGAAUGGCCCGCCACGAGACAGUUGGCUGCUAGGCGUUGGCCGGCGUCUCUCGUCUGCUGUAGAGCCCGCUGAAGUCUUUGAAGAGUGGGCGGCGGAAUAUGGCUCCGUUUUCGAGCAACCGAUGGCCCUGGGCGGGAGUAAACUCGUCUUGACCGACCCACGCGCCGUUAACCACUUCUAUGCCUCUGAAAGAUCGGUAUACAUCAAGACACAAAUGACCCGCAAUGUCAUUGGCAACUUAAUCGGACAUGGCUUAUUGUACGCCGAGGGAGAAGACCACAAACGGCAGCGCAAAGCGCUUACACCAGCAUUCAGCAAUGCUGCUAUCCGCCGAUUAACCGAAGUAUUCUUCGAUUCGGCGUAUAAGCUCAAGAGCCAUUGGGACACACAGCUUGAAGGCGCGCCGGAUGGUGUAGUUAUGGAUGUAGAAGCCUGGAUGAACCGCGUCGCACUUGAUAGUAUCGGCAUUGCUGGUUUUUCGCAUGAAUUCCGCUCCUUGGAUGGCGAAGCUUCCACCGUCGCUGACGCAUUUGAUGCCAUGGCAUUCAACGGGAACCGUGCUAGCAUCAUCAACCUCGCUGUUUUCUUACUGGGGACCCAGAUUCCCUUCCUCGCGCACCUGCCGACCCCGCGGAAUCGCCUCACUCGAAAACUCAAGAAAACACUCGGAACGAUCGCGGAAGGACUCUUGGAGAAGACCCGGAAGGAUAAGGCGAAUCAGCAGGAGGCAAUGGACAAGUCUGUCAUUGGGUUGCUUUUGAAGGCGGAACAGGAAGACGCUGAGCUUCAUAUGGAUAAGGAGGAAAUCACUGCUCAAAUGAAUGUCCUCCUUUUGGCAGGAUACGAGACAACAUCCAUUAGCAUGACUUGGGCUCUUAUCGAGCUCUGUCGUCGUCCCGACAUACAAGCCAAGCUCCGAGACGAACUAACUAGCUUCGGACCACAAGACGCUACCUGGGACCAACUUACCUCGUCUUUGCCUUACCUCGAUGCCGUCGUUCUCGAGAUCCUCCGCCUUCAUCCCGCCGUGCCAGAAACGACUCGACAGGCGCAAACCGACGAUGUAAUUCCCCUGAGCGAGCCAAUCACCGCCAAAUCUGGCGAGCUGGUCACCCAGAUUGCAGUUCCCAAAGACACUGUCGUUACCGUGUCCAUUCGAUGCAUGAACCGGUCGACGGCAUUCUGGGGCCCCGAUGCAGCUGAGUUCAGGCCCGAGCGCUGGCUCACGUUUGACGUAGACGACCUGCGGGCCAAGGCGAUCCAGGGACAUCGCCACCUCAUUACCUUUCUGGAUGGCCCGCGCCAAUGCUUGGGUAAACAGUUUGCGUUGGCGGAAUUCAAGGCUGUCCUUUCGGUGUUGAUCAAGAACUAUUCGUUCGAGCUCCCGGGCGGUCCCAAGACGGACAUUACGACUGUCCUGGGACUAAUUCGCCGCCCGAAGGUUGUGGGUGAGGAAGGGCCAGUGGUUCCUUUGAGAAUUCGCAGGGCCGAAUGA
This is a messenger RNA of Mycena indigotica, 1659 nucleotides long. RefSeq lists its product as uncharacterized. The coding region runs from base 37 to 1659 and encodes 540 amino acids. Gene Ontology annotation, molecular function: iron ion binding; monooxygenase activity; oxidoreductase activity, acting on paired donors, with incorporation or reduction of molecular oxygen. The record is from RefSeq and is a predicted model, not a curated record. The transcript has 12 exons. Lineage: Eukaryota; Fungi; Basidiomycota; Agaricomycetes; Agaricales; Mycenaceae.